This is a messenger RNA of Nothobranchius furzeri (turquoise killifish), 817 nucleotides long. RefSeq names its product NADH:ubiquinone oxidoreductase subunit AB1b (gene ndufab1b). The record is from RefSeq and is a predicted model, not a curated record. Gene Ontology annotation, cellular component: mitochondrion. Gene Ontology annotation, biological process: fatty acid biosynthetic process. NCBI's taxonomy places the organism in Eukaryota, Metazoa, Chordata, Actinopteri, Cyprinodontiformes, Nothobranchiidae. Gene Ontology annotation, molecular function: acyl carrier activity; acyl binding.
CACUGUCAUCGAUUUUUCCGGUUCUUAUACGCCGCUGAUCCUCCAGCUUCUACCCCAACAUGGCAGCCCGUGUCCUGCUGCAGUGUGUCCGCUCGUGUGCCCGGCCCUCGCUGAGGCUUUGCUCCGGUAACCUCGCAGUCAGAGCCGCUGUCAUACCGGCAGUCAGCACCCACCGACCUCUGUCCUUGGCCGCCGACCGCCAGAGAACGCGGUGGUUCGUUCGGAGCCCGAUCCUCUCGGUGGGUGUGCUGUGCCGACAGUAUAGCGACCUCCCCCCUCUCACUCUAGAAACCAUCAAAGACCGCGUCAUGUAUGUACUGAAGCUGUACGAUAAAAUCAACCCAGAAACGCUGCAGACAUCCUCCCACUUCAUGAAGGAUUUGGGCUUAGACAGCUUGGACCAGGUGGAGAUCAUAAUGGCCAUGGAAGAUGAGUUUGGAUUUGAGAUCCCAGACGCAGAGGCAGAGAAGCUGAUGACUCCAGAGGAGAUUGUACAGUACAUCGCAGACAAAAAAGAUGUUUAUGAAUAAUCUCUUUGUAGCUCGGAGGCAGAGGGAGGCCUCACACAGGAAGUUUUUUGUGAAGCAGAUUGGCAUCGAACCAUUUCCCACUUCAAACCUGUCCGCUGUGGCGAGUUCUGCGUCGCCUGCUGCGUCCUGUGUUUCACUGUAUUUAAAUAUGUUCUUGAGAGCAUAGAGAUAAAAACUAUUGAAACGAUGUACCACAGCUCCAGUUUUGUUUCUUUUAGCCCCAGCCUGUGGUUGUUGGUGUAUAAUUUCACAUGAAUAAAUCAAUAAAGACGGGUUGUUCAAUUCUG